GACAGAGUCGGUGGCUUCUUCCAGCAGGAGACCGGAAAUUGCUUGCGGCUGCAGAGGGGGAAGGCGGCUACCAGUGUAAAGCCAGAGUUGAGGUUCUUGAUAGUCCACAAUGGGUGAACCACAGCAAGUAAGUGCACUUCCACCACCUCCAAUGCAAUAUAUCAAGGAAUAUACAGAUGAAAAUAUUCAAGAAGGCUUAGCUCCCAAGCCUCCCCCUCCAAUAAAAGAUAGUUACAUGAUGUUUGGCAAUCAGUUCCAAUGCGAUGAUCUUAUCAUCCGCCCUUUGGAAAGUCAGGGCAUCGAACGGCUUCAUCCUAUGCAGUUUGAUCACAAAAAAGAACUGAGAAAACUUAAUAUGUCUAUCCUUAUUAAUUUCUUGGACCUUUUAGAUAUUUUAAUAAGGAGCCCUGGGAGUAUAAAACGAGAAGAGAAACUAGAAGAUCUUAAGCUGCUUUUUGUACACGUGCAUCAUCUUAUAAAUGAAUACCGACCCCACCAAGCAAGAGAGACCUUGAGAGUCAUGAUGGAGGUCCAGAAACGUCAACGGCUUGAAACAGCUGAGAGGUUUCAAAAGCACCUAGAACGAGUAAUUGAAAUGAUUCAGAAUUGCUUGGCUUCUUUGCCUGAUGAUUUGCCUCAUUCAGAAGCAGGAAUGAGAGUAAAAACUGAACCAAUGGAUGCUGAUGAUAGCAACAAUUGUACUGGACAGAAUGAACAAAGAGAAAAUUCAGGUCAUAGGAGAGAUCAGAUUAUAGAGAAAGAUGCUGCCUUGUGUGUCCUAAUUGAUGAAAUGAAUGAAAGACCAUGAAAGAUGUUUAUGUUUCUUUUUUCCUUUUGAUAAAUAGCCUCAUAUAUUAGUUUAUUUUCUUUUGGACAGUCUUAAGAGAGGUUUCACUAAAAAUGUAAACAGCUUUAAUCUUGACUCCAACUUUUUCAAUUAUGAGAUGUCAUAGGCAGUAAUUUCACUGUAUAACAAGCAUAGACAAAUGAGUACCCCUGCACUAAGAAUAAUCACUUUAAAAAGCAAAGUGUUCACCGCUGUUGUAUGGGACAUUCCUAUGUUUUGGAGUUGCAGUAAAACUUUGAUGAUAACCUCAGUAAUAGCAAAAGUUUUCGUCUUUGAAAAGGGGAUUUAUCAUUUGCUUUAAGAAUGAUAGAGGAAUAAUGGAUAUCAAUCUAUAAAUGUAAAACUAUGAUAUCUUUAAACUUAUUCCAUUAAAAAUUUUGCUUAAGCUGCAAAAGGUAGUAUAACAUGUUAAUAGAGAGGAGCCCAGAAGAAUUAUAAAACGGAAACUUUAUUUUUUCCUCAUGACUGCUCCUGUAAACCCACUAUCUCAGUCUUUUCUCCCUAUCCUGAAUGGACUCUUGCAGGGAAGUCCCAUGAAUUGUUUUUUUCUCCAGUCACUCAGGUAAUAAGUCUUUUGGCCAUUUUAAGUUACAGACAUUAAUUUUAGUAAUUAAGAUGUCUAUGUCAUUAGCUACACAUUUUCUUUAAAGCUAAGCCCAGACUUGCUUCAGUCCACAAUGGGAAAGGGGUUUGACGGCAGAGACUGCUAGGUGUCUACCAGAGAGUCUUGUUCUUUGAAGAUACGUUGCCAAGAUGUGGCAACCCAACCAGGGACAUUUCCGUACUGCCAGCCUCUCUGUGAGAACAUAUGACUAAGUUCUAGGCAGUGAAAUGUGGGCAUAGGAAUCCAGGCUUGCCCCAUGAACAUUUCUUGCAUGAUCCUCCAUUCUUUUCUCCCAACUGCUGGUUGCAUGGUCAUAUCCAGGAUAAGUUUGGAAGCCACCGAAGAUGGCAAAGAUUGUCAGUCUGGGUCUUUGAAUGACUGUGAGGACUAAGUCUUCUUUUCAUUAACUCCACUCUGCCCCUUGCUAAUUGGACUUUAUGUGAGCACUUUCUUCUCCCCACUGUCCAUCACCUCUUCCACCAAGGUGUUAGUAGAGAGUUGACUUUGUUUCUGAGGAUCUUUGCCUGCCAUUUUCUUAAUGUAGGCCAGUGGUUCUUAAAGUGUGUGGUCCUGGACCAGCAGCAUUGGUACCAUUUGGGGACUCACUAGAAAUAAAAGUUUUAGUAUAA
Messenger RNA from Cercocebus atys (sooty mangabey), 2080 nucleotides. RefSeq names its product mediator complex subunit 7 (gene MED7). The transcript has 2 exons. Gene Ontology annotation, biological process: regulation of transcription by RNA polymerase II. Gene Ontology annotation, cellular component: mediator complex. Gene Ontology annotation, molecular function: transcription coregulator activity. NCBI's taxonomy places the organism in Eukaryota, Metazoa, Chordata, Mammalia, Primates, Cercopithecidae. The coding region runs from base 110 to 808 and encodes 232 amino acids. The record is from RefSeq and is a predicted model, not a curated record.